AUGGUUUCUCCGGUGGUAAAGACCAUAUUUUACCGUGGUCUACUGCCAUUCUCGCUGUUCGCAGGUAAUUUUGGCCUUUUUUAGGAUGUUUGUUGAUAGUUUUAGAGUUAACAGCGUCUAUUUUCAGCGGCAAUUAUUCGCCCAUCCUAUUUGUCAGUGUUAUAUGGAUUUCUGGGACUUCUUGGACCGUUGCUACCUCCAGUCAGAAAUAAUUCGUCAAUUUCUGGUAAGCUUUAUUUUUUUCGUUUGAAUUUUAGAAAAUGCAGUAAUGGAAUGGCGUUUUGAUGUUAUACUAACCACUUUUGGGCUAUUGUGGGCAUCAUUUUACACAUAUAUUACACUUGGAAUCAAGUGUAAUAUAAUUUUUAUUUCUGCAAGUAAAGUUGAUGAUUUGGGUUAGAAGAGCUGUAAUAAGUACUGCAGUUUCCAUUUUCAGGCGCGACUUCAAGCUAUCUAUUUAUCACUUUGCUGUUAUCAACCAUCACUGCUGUCGGGCAGAUAAUCUUCCAAGUUACCCAACAUUUGGCCAUCACCAGCGACGCAGUUUACAUCGAUCGAUGUAACAACAAAGAGUUGUUUCGAAUUCUUUUCAAUUUUGGCUUUGUUUGGUACGUUUUUGUAUUUUAUUUUGAGAGCUUUGGAAUUUAGGGUUCAUCCAGAUCAUUGGCCAGAUUCCAUUCGAAUCGUAAGCCCUGAAGGUAUUGUGCUAGUGUCAUCCUUUAUCACUUCGGCGAUCUGCAUUUUUGGAAGUACGGUGCCAAGUCCAGGCUCGUCUACCGAGAAUAUUGUGGAGUUGCCGAGUACUAGUGCAAGAUCAAGGUAAUUUUGAUGAUUCCGGUCUUAAAAUUAGAGAUUUUCUGGGCGAUUUACAAUCCUAUUGUACCUUCGAGAAUUUUCUUUGAUGUUGAAAUAGAAAAAAAACUUGGUAUAUGUUGAUCUAAUUUUAUAUUCAACGAUUUUUCCCUAGAACGGUCAAAAUUCGAAUGUCUUGGGUGUUGUUUAGCUAAAUUUGUUGUGAUUUCAGUGAGACCCAGUCUCCAUCAAAGCAUCAUCCACGCAGCGCAUGUUUACCGGUCCUCAAGAAGGUCUCCGACGUCUGCGUCACACUUUUCUUGGCGGCAUUGGGCAUGGUUAAUGUAAGUUUGAUCUAUUUUUUGUAAAAACUUUAGUUUUUCAUGUUUUUUCUUGAUAUUUUUGUCUUUUUAUUGAAUUGUCAGCUAAAAUACAGUCUUAUUUUGCCCUACUGGAUUGCAAUUUGACAGAUUGAAGUGAAUUUUUCACCUUAUUUUAGCCCUCCGCCCUGAACUUUGUCUACUUUGUAAUUGCGUUGAUGUUGGUCACCUGGUGGGCACUUUACACCCCGCUCAAACGGCGAACUCUCAAUCGAAUCAAGCUCUAUUUGAUCUUCUACACGGCGCUUCAUUUCCUCCUCUAUCUGGCCUACCAAGUCCCAGGCAGCCAAUGGUUCCUGCCUUCAACUGAAUGGCCCUCGAAAUUGAGCGGACUGAACCCGAUCAUUGAGGCGAAAUGCGAACGUUUCUGGGAGAUUGGGUGGGCCGAAGAGCAGUUGUGGACGUACUAUGCGAAUUUCUUUGGAUUGCUCGUGUUUUAUCACAUCUUGAUCAUCCAGUAUCGCUGGACCAAAGGCGGAAUUCGCGGGUUUUCGAUUCAAGAUGACGCGGAAUCGAGUGUCCAUGAAGAGGUGGGUUCUUGAGACAUUUUGAGAGCUUUAGCGGAGAUUUAGGGGCAUGAAUUAGCCAAAAAAUACCAAAAAUUUUAUUAUUUUAGCUGUUUUUCAGCUUAAUGUUGGCAAAAAGCUUUAAUUUUUUUGUGUUUUUGUAAAUUGUAUGGGUGGAUGUUGUAAAAUUUGUGUCUGUAAUGUAUUGUCUAGGAUAAUUUGGUCAUGGAAAUGACGAAUAUGGUCCCCGAGCGCCCCGCUUCCACCGACGGAAGCACCAUCGACCAGUCCGAAGUGGACGGCCGCUGUUAUAUUGCGAUUGGCGUGGAGCCGGAGCCCUCCCCAACUCGAAAAUUCGCGAAAAAGAAAAUUGUGGUAAUCGGAAAAGCCUAUUAGAUCUUUCUGAGCUCUUACAAACAUCUAUGCCAAUCAAUUUCUAAUAUUACACUUGACUAACUGGUCUCUAAAGCAAUUUUUUAUCUAAAUUAUUUUGACUUAUGCUAUUCCUGCGGCUAAUUAUGAACGCUUAGGCUUUGUAACGUAUUUUUGGCUGCCAAAAAGAGGUCCACAAAAUGAAUUAUGUGCUUUGCUUGGGAAAACUUUGAGAUUUCUGUGGAUAAAUUGAUAUUUUUUGCGAAAUUUGAUGAUUUUUCUUUUAGCUUUUGCCAAAUGACAGCGAAGCCAACCCUGACGGAACAUUCCCCCUACAAAGAAUCACUUCGGAAGUCGUGGAUCGCCAAAAAAUUGCUUUUGUUUUCAAAGGUAAGGGCAAAGCUGAAGGUAAGACAAUAUAAUGGUCGAUUAUGGAGUGAUGUUGAAGAUAUUCGUCUCGAAAAUGGCUUUGUUAGAUGGCUGAGGUCAUAAUGUUUUCAGGAAGAGCCAAAGUCCCGUCGAUCUGGCGUCAGAGCUUCCAGCAGGUCUGUUAUUUCAUUCUCUACCACUGCUACGCGUUUGCCUUGCUGGCCAUGAUGACUUUUGCUCUGAUGUACCACUCUGUGUUCGGCCUCAUUUUCCUACUCCUACCAUGCAUUUUAUGGGCUCUCCCCAACUCAAGGCAGUGGUCAUUCCGCCUCAGUCCGGUCAUCGUCGCCUAUGCCGAGUUCCUUUUGAUUGCCCAGUACAUCUACAGUAUGCCUUUGGAAGAGUUCCUCCCACAGGACAACUACAUGAAAAUUAUUGGAUUCCAGCUGGCUGCGAAUAGAACUAUGGCGUUUAUUACGCUCGCUACAAAGGUAAGAGGGUGGGAAUUGGAUUUGAGGGACCUGGGAUAUUAUACUUGAUAUCAGUGAUAUCAAAUGGGAGAUUUUAGAUCAAUUGAUGGAAUUUUUUAAAUUUUUUGAGGAAAGAUAAGCAUGUAAGAGUAUAUUGUGCAUUUACGUGGCCUUGUGCACCUCUGGGAAGACAAUUUUGUUGGGUUAUUUUAUUGAACAAAUUAUUGAAAAAAAAAUUUUUUGUUGAAAAAGUAUGUUUAAAAUACGACGAAAUCUCUUCAUAUACAAAUAAGGACUAACAAAAAUAAAAGCAAAGAAGAAGUACGUCAAAAAUGCAAAUAAUCAACAUUACUUACAUUAUCCAUGUCACUUAUCCGUUGAAAAGAAGCGUAAACCGAAGCGAACCGCUUGCAAGUUGAUAAUGUGUCGAGCAUAAGCUUUUUGUCAAAUUUCGAGAAGUGCAAACACUUGAAUACGCAUUUUAAACAGCUUGUUUGACAAGUUUUGGGGAUAUUUGAGAGAUUUUUAGUUAAAAGUUGGGAUAUUCUAGAUUUUUUGGUACAAUCAUGGAAAUCCGAUGAUAUUUGGUAGGAAAUCGGCAGAGAAGAGUGUUUACGAUAUGUUCGGCUCAUUUUCUGACCAGCUUUUGUUUAUUUUUUUGGCAAAAAAACUUGUUCCAGAUCUUUCCCAGACAAAAAAAUGAUGUAAAGGAAUUUUGAAAACGCUUAUCACUCAAAAAACGUAUCAGUUGAAGCGAAAAAAGCUUUGUUAUCCUACUAAUAACAAUAGAAGUUACUUUAUUUUCAAAUAAUUGGAUGAAAAUAUAGCAAUUUACCUGUUUCUUGAUGAGUCAUUUAAAAAGAUACCUGAAGAAAGUAUUUUUUGUUUUGCCGCUUUUUUGAGUCCGAAAUUAGAGCAGUAGUCGAGAAACGCCUCGGGGUCGGAAGGAAUGGCGCAAAACUCGCGAAGAAACGGCGGUUUUUCAUCUUGAAGUCAUUGGAAUCGAAGGUGUUUUUGCGGAAUUUUUGCAGUUAUAGGAAAGAAUUUGGAAAUGUAAUAAAGUUUGAAGCGACCAAACAGUAAUAUUUUUUGUAAUUGCAGUGUUUAGAGAUGUGUUGAGGAAUUUUGAAACAUGUUUUUUGUUGAUUUUUGAGCUUCCGCAUGUUUAUUUCCCGUAUAAUCGAUUUUAAAGGGUGGAUGUUGAAGAUUUUAUUGGGAAAUGUGUUUUUUAUCCUCUUUUCGGCAGAUUCUUAGUUUCAAAUCUUAGAGGUGAAGAUUUGAAGGGAGAAAUGGCGAAAUUUUAAUAUGAUACUGUCAUGGAUAAUAUAAAAUUUUUUGACUUUAUGGUUUUUUAUUGUUGGAAAUGCGGUAAAAGUUAGUUUUAAUUGAUUUUACGGAGGAGUUUUUAAGAAAACAGCGAGAAUUUUGCCGAAAAUUUUAUGGAUAAUAUAAUUUUUGACAAGUUUCUGUGCUUUUAUGGGUAAAAUAAUUAAAAAACGCGAAAAAAUAAGGUCUUGAUCGGAUUGCUCCCCGAAAUUACUGUUUUUAGGUCUGUUGAUAUUUGAAUUCCUCGUUUGGGCUGCUAAUAAUCCAGCGGUAAUCGAAUUUGUGAUUAGCCCACUCAUGAAAUUCUUCUUUCCUUUCACGUUAAUUCCCUUUUUGAUAGCUCCUGAGCGAUUCUUUCCUUCCCCAAUUUUGCGCUCCCACCGGCGACGACAAAAUGACAUGGGGUUUCUGUUUAUAAACGAAAGGAACGUCGAUUUGUGUUUGGAUAUUAGACUUUGAGGGGGUAUUCCAAUUUUAUGGGGUUUGAAAAGUUUUGAGGGGGAGUUAAGGUAAAAUGUGAAUGGAAAGGGGAUUUAAAAUGAAUUUGGGGCAAGAUAAUAUACCAAGGAAGAAGAUGAUGACAUUUUUUUAGGUAAAAUUUGAGCAUUUUUGAUAUUACUUUUGAUAAAUUUUUGAAUUUUUUUUUCAAUUUUGAUAUAAAAUUGGGUAAAACGGGCUUGAAAAAGCCCAAUUUUUAAAAUACAAUUUGACGAUUUCUUAUCUUUACGAAAUUUUUUUUACAUCAUCGAUGUCACGGGAACAAAUCUAUGACCGCGACUUUAAACGGUCACAGCCAUUUUUGAUUAAUAAACUGAGCGAUUCCACCCCGAUUAAUCUGAUCAAUGUGGCUCAUUUUUUGAGUCACUGGCCAUGUUUAUUGUGUCAUCACAAUUAUGGAUCCGUCAAUUUUGAACUUUUAAAACUGAAUUAUUCAAUAAUUUGUUGAUUUUUUUGCGGGAUUUUUGAGACAUUUUAGGGUUAAAAAAGAUUUUUUUUGUGUUAUCCAUGAGAUCAAACAAAAAAUUUUUUUGAAUGCUGAUUUUUUUUAUUAAAACAUGGAUAUUGGGAUCAUAAGAAGUUGUUUUUUUUCAGUUCCUACUCCUCCUACCGCUCUUUGUCCUCCUCCGUUUGCAUCUCCGCGAGCACUUCUACGACUCCCUUUCGGAUCACGAACGUCAACGCCAGCUCAAUUACGGCACUUUUGAAGUCCGAAGAAAACAAUCAGCACAGGAGAGAAAGGCCAGCGAAGCCGAGGAAAGCUUUAUCAGAGGAGAUGUAAGCUUUAUUUUGGGGGUUUUUUGAAAAAAAUGGAAAUAAUUUUUUAUUAUGCUUUAGGUACUUAAAUUUUGACCCUUUAAUUUUACGGUAACUGCAAGUAUUUUUAUACAAAAUUCAUAGCUAUAUUUUGAAAUUUUCCAGACCUCGGCGUUUGAAAACAUCAGCAAGUAUCUCGCGUCCAUCUGGAUCUUCGUUGUCGCCCUUGUUUUACUCUACAAUUGCCUCACCGAGCCCCCAGUUCUCUACGCCCUCGGAUAUUUCGUCCUCUGGAGCGGACUUAUUUGCAAUUUGGUGGUGAGUUCAGCCCAUUUUUUGGACGAACUUUUGAUCUUUAGAUAUCUUUCCGCUUCUUCCGCAAGUCCAUUUAUCUUCUCCUGACCACAUUAAUCGUCUAUUCGUCGGUGGUGAUCAUCUCCUUGUACAUCUACCAGUUCCCGGAGGUCCCCGAUUACUGGAAGGAACUCACCGGCCUCUCGGACGAAUGGAAUCGCGACAUUGGGUUGGUCGACUUCAAGUCCGAUAAGGUUCAAGCGUAAGUUUUGAAGAGAUGACUUCAAAAAUUUUUUUUUGAUAAUUUGCAUUUCGAGUAACAGAUGGCGUAUUUUACAAACCUAUUAUUUGGAAAUAUGUUUUUUUUUCAGAUCACUCUUCACGAGAUUCUUCAAACCACUGUCGCUUUUGGUGGUCACAAUGGUUCAACUCAAAUUCUUCCAAAGUUCUUGGACUAGAUUGGUCUCAACCCCCGAAUCCCGAAGCCGAAGCCCGUCGGAAGACUCUUUCGGACGGAGAGGAUGUAGGUUUAAGCUUUUAUGUAAGGAUUUUGGGUGA
Molecule: messenger RNA, 6321 nt
Organism: Bursaphelenchus xylophilus (pine wood nematode)
Lineage: Eukaryota; Metazoa; Nematoda; Chromadorea; Rhabditida; Aphelenchoididae
Source: the annotation of a GenBank genome assembly